UAUACGUAUACUGCAGCAAUGCAACCAUUUGUGAAGUAUAAGAUGGACAAACAGCGGUGGGCAUUGUUAUAUCUGCUGCCGAUAUGGAUGAUGGCUGGAGGUGGCAUGGGAGCUGUGCGAAAUGUAACUGAAGAUCAUAGAUGGGUUGUAACAGAGUGGUCUCAGUGUUCUGCAAGCUGUGGAGGUGUCAGGGUUCGCUCUGUCUACUGUGUGAACAACUAUAGACUUGUUUCUGAUGGAUGCCAGUCUGAAAAACCGUCUAGUCUUGUCCUCUGCAACCUAGAUAAGUGCCAGAAACCAGGUUUGCAUCUGUGGCUGCGCAGUACGAGAAGAAAAGAGACAUCUACCGUCAGCAGCAAAACAACGCAGACAAAUGCCAUGGCCAGCUCAAUUGAACUGCAGUCCGUAAAACAGGCGUCGACAGGACUACUAGACUGGACGGUAUCAGAAUGGUCUGAGUGUUCAGCUACAUGUGGUGGAGGGUUCAGAGUCCGCUCAGUUCGCUGUUUGGACGAGUGUGGAAUCAUAUCACCCAAGGAUGGGAGGUGCAACACCAGCAAAGUGACCCGCCCACGUACCUAUGAUUUCUGUGCCCAGAUUGACUGCGACACAGGUUUAACGGACGACAAUAUACUGCCUCCAAACGGGACAUAUUCGUCAUCUAUUCCGGACGGUUCAUUGUCAGUCUUGGACUUUACGUCAACAAGCGUCGAAAGGUACCAAGUGAGUCACAACAUCACUGAGACCGAUGGGACACAAACAAUCCUUUUCGAAACUGCAAUCGAUGGAGACGGCACCUUCUCUUGCAUAACUAGUCCGGUGGACAUAGCCAUAACUGUUGGACAGCCACAGGGGAUGAACGUGUUCUUCUUAAAUGGAGAAUUCCUCUUUGAGCUUGACUGCGUCGAAACAACUAUCGUUCAACUGGGGCAAGCGGUGACUUACGACGGCAACACUGUAACUGUUGGAGGUAACGAGUUUACGAAUAUUACGACGUUCUGGUAUUGCGACGGUUUUCGAUGCUACAUGUUCAACAGUAGCAAAUCGUCAUUUGAAAUGUCAGGUCCAAGCAGCAAGCUUUUUACGAGUAAGUCCGUAGCACUCUACUCAGUUGCUGGACUUGUUAAUUCAGAUAUCGAGAACUUUCUUUUAAAUCCUCCACCGAUUAUAACUUCGGAACCAGUCACAACUCUCACCCAGUCAACUUUGCUCAUGAUGACUAGUACAAUUGCAUUUACGAGCAGUUUAUCAUCCGUGAUACCAGCAUUGACAACAAGCCAAGUUCCAGUUGAAACCUCAACAGUUGCAUUUACAAGUAUGUCUGUACCAAUUUCGACC
Molecule: messenger RNA, 1338 nt
Organism: Geodia barretti
Lineage: Eukaryota; Metazoa; Porifera; Demospongiae; Tetractinellida; Geodiidae
Source: the annotation of a GenBank genome assembly